Molecule: messenger RNA, 1551 nt
Organism: Aspergillus aculeatus ATCC 16872
Lineage: Eukaryota; Fungi; Ascomycota; Eurotiomycetes; Eurotiales; Aspergillaceae
Product: putative choline transport protein
Exons: 5
Coding region: 1-1551 (516 amino acids)
Biological process (GO): transmembrane transport
Cellular component (GO): membrane
Molecular function (GO): transmembrane transporter activity
Source: RefSeq, a predicted model, not a curated record
AUGGAGUCAGACAACCCUAAGCGUUCCUCUUCCAAAGCGGACCAUGAGGCCUCCUAUGACCCCGAGGUCGAUAUGGCCAAGGGCCAUGUUGCUACCACGGGCGUGCCGGAUGCGCAUCUGAAGCGGAAUUUCAGUAUUCUCAGCAUCAUCGCCAUGGGGUACAACAAUACCAACAGCUGGGUGGCGAUAGCUGCGAGUUUCUCGAUUGCCAUUCAGUCAGGCGGCUCCGUCUCGCUACUGUAUGGUAUCAUCGUCGUCUUCUUUGCGAUGCUCUGCACGGGCAUCACCUUGGCCGAGCUGGCGAGCGUCUACCCGACGGCCGGAGGGCAAUAUCAUUUCACGUCAAUUCUGGCCUCGAAGCGCUGGAGCAAGGUCCUGUCAUACACCAGUGGCAUCGCUGCCCUAUUUGCGUGGAUCACCCUCGGGGCGUCCAUCGCCUUGUCCACGACCAACGUGCUCAUGGCGAUUGUCAUCCGGUGGCAGCCCGAGUAUGAGACCAAGGGCUGGCAUUACUUCCUGGUGUAUCAGCUGUUGAACGGCAUUAUGGUCGCCUACAAUAUCUUCCUGACCAACAAGACCCUGUGGAUCUAUAACCUGGGCUUCCUCCUCUCUAUCUCAACCUUCCUUGCCCUCACCAUUACCUGUCCAUCCCGCUCCGCAGCGCACGUCAGCUCGUCUCAUACCUGGGGGGAAUUCGUCAAUGGAUCCGGCGGCUGGCCCGACGGCAUCUCCUUCCUGACCGGCCUCUCCACGCCGCAGUUCAUGUAUUCGGGCCUCGACGCCACCCUCCACCUGGCCGAAGAAUGUCUCGACCCAGAGCGGAUCGUCCCCAAGGCAGUGAUUGUGACCGUCAUCGUGGGCUUACUGACGGCGUUUCCGUUCGCCAUUGCCAUUCUGUACAGCUACAACAACAUCCAGGCCUCUCUCGACAGUCCCACGGGCUUCCCCAUCUUCUUCGUCUGGGAGAAAGCCACCCACUCCCCCGUAGCCGCCACGAUCUUCAUGGCCGCGCUCUUCGUCGUCUCCCUGGUCGCCCUCAACGCCGUCCACCAGACCGCCUCGCGGCUCACCUGGUCCUUUGCCCGUGACGAAGCCCUCUUCUUCUCCCGCCGGCUAGCCAGCAUCCACCCUUCCCUAGGCGUGCCCGUCUACUCUCUUCUCCUCGACGGCCUCGCCGUCCUCCUCGUAGGCAUCGUCUACGUCUGCUCCUCAACCGCCUUCAACGCCUUCAUAAGCACAACGGUAGUCGUCGCGCAAAUCUCCUACGCCAUCCCAGCGGCCCUCCUCCUCUCCCGCCGCCGAAGCCCAGACUACCUCCCGCCGGACCGGACCUUCAAGGUACCCCAUGCGCUGGGCUACCUGUGCAACGUGGUCUGCAUCCUCUGGGCGAUGAUCAUCACCAUCUUCUUCACCUUCCCCACGGAGUUUCCGGUCACGGGGGGGAAUAUGAAUUACGCCUCCGUCGUGCUGGUCAUCAUGCUCAUUCUCGGGGCGGGGAAUUGGUACGCCUACGCGCGGCGGCAUUAUCAUGGGCCGAGGUUGGAGAUGUGA